UCUAUCCAGAGAGGUUUGCAGCUCUUGAGAGCACGGACGAAGAAUUUGACAUUUAGCAUGAGUAUACCCAAGAAAAUAUUUAAAACAGAGCAAUUCCAAAGACAUUGCUGUGUCCCGUUUUGUUCGGCUUCCUCCAAAUGUAAUAGUUUUCAUUCUUUUCCUACCGAUUCCGACUUGAGAAAACAAUGGCUGAUAAACAUACGGCGUGAUCCAUACACAGUUACCGCUCACACCAAAGUUUGCAGCGGACAUUUCACUUCUGAUCAGCUCAUAGAGCCAACAUCUCUGAAAGGCGGUCGGAGGCUGGUUAAAGGUGCUGUACCAACAUUGUUUGAAUGGAAUAUCUGUGAAGGUAAAACAGAACCACCGCCUCCUCUACAAGUACAAGAAUGGCACAGUUUACAGAAGGACCAUAAUUACUGCUUCAUCCCCGGGCCCCCUGAAAAGAAAAGGUCAUCAUCUUCUAAAUUGGACAUGUCAAUAUCAGCAACAGAAGACCAGUCCAAAUACGUGAAGAACCUGAGGAAAAACAUUUGGGAGCAAUUUAUCAAGCAAGAGUUUUGUUUACAACGGUUUGCAGGCUCUGAUGAAGACAUCCAGUUUUAUACCAGAUUUCCAAGCUACAAACAUUUGAUGGCAUUUUGGUUCUUGAUUGAGCCUUGGAUUCAUAAAAUGGUCAGGAUGUCAAGAGCUAAAUUAGCUGCUAAGGGAAAUGAAGAAAUGAUGAUCUCUGCACCGUCAUCAGAGAGGCAGCAUCUUCAACCUGUUGACGAGUUCUUUCUUUUCCUCAUUUUUCUGUCACUUGGUAUGAAAGAAAAGGAUCUUGCAAUUCGAUUCAACACUCACCAGUCCAUCGUGAGCCGCAUUAUUGCAAUGUGGACAAAUUUUCUUUUCACUGUUCUGGGGUCUCAGUGCAUCUGGCUUACACGGCAGAAAGUACAAGCUUAUCUCCCUGAGGAAUUUAUGGAUUUCCCUGACACCCAGGUGAUCCUGGACUGUACAGAGCUGAGGUGUCAAAUGCCAUCUUCACCUCUUCCCCAGAGGGACAUGAACCCCUCUCACAGAUCCCUCUGCACCAUGAGAGCCUUGAUUGGCAUAGCUCCACACGGUGCUGUAACAUUCAUCUCUGAUCUAUAUAGAGGUUCAUUCAGUAUUAGCGAGCUAUUCAAACGCUCUGGCAUUGCUGAAAACUUGACCGAAGACAUGGCAGUGAUGGUAAAUAAGGGCUUCCUGAUUAGGGAUUGUUGUGAGUGUAAAGUGUACUCCCUUUCUUUUCUGUCCAAGCACCCAGGAGACCAGGCCACAGCAAGACUCAAAAUGCAUGUGGAGCAAGUCAUUGGGAGGGUAAAACAGAAUAAACUUUUUCAUGGCAUUGUCUCUCUGUCACAGGCCUACAGCAUUAACCAGCUGUUUGUAGUUGCAUGUUUGCUGUCAAAUUAUCAGAACACUGCUUUAGUUAAUAAAGUGGUUCAUUGAGGAUCUGUGGGCUUAAGCCACAAAAUGAACACAAAGAUUUGAUCUACGAAGCUGUGAAAAAAACUACUUGCAACAGAUAAAUUUCUGUCACUUGAGUCGAAAGCAGACAAGAAAACUGAUUCUGUUGUGCUGCUAAAUUAGUUCUUGAAAGAUAGUUGGAACUCAUUCUGUGUUGAGAAAUGCUUUAUGUUAGAUAUGGUUUUGCAGUUUGGCAUUGUAUUCUUCACUAAGUUUGACUAUUGUUUGAAUUAAACUAGUUUUUAUGUUUUGAAUCUGAAGCAGACUGACGUGAAUUGGAUUUAUUUCAAUAAAGUUUUGGUUGCUGAAUUGGAAUAUUUGAUAGAAAUUCUAUACUUGUCUUGUCAAAUGCAUUGAGAUUAUACUACAAAAAAGCUGAAUAAAAAAUACUGUACUAAGGUAAUUGAAAUAAUUUGUAAAGUUCAUCUCUUAAAAUCCUGUGUUUAACUGCAGAUCCAUGUUUUGUCAUCAACGAUCAUAAAGAAAAAUAAGUGAUUUCAUAAAUAUUCACUUACUGAAACGUGACUGACCUAAUUCAACAGAGGUCCAAUUGGCCCAAUUGGUGCUAAUAGUCUCACAGUGAGAGAAAUGGAUAUCACCUGAUUGCUGUGAGUGUCUUGAGUCAUUGUAAUAGAAAGGAAUCUUUUUUCACUUUGACAUUAAAGUUGUUUUUUUUUUUGUUUUUGUCACAAAAGCCAAAUUUCUUUGAGUCAAAUUUUAUAGCUUUCUAAAAGUAAUAAAAAUGGAUAUAAUAUUCAAAGAGGUGAAUACUUUUUAUAGGCACUAAAAGCUUUGGGGUUUAUCUGAUUAAAUGUACUUAAAUUAAAAGGUGUAAAUUGUAUUUACAUAAGUAUUUUGUUGGUCUCACAUGACUGCAUGAUUAAUUCAGUGGCCUACACAACCUGUAAAUCCAUUUCAAGCUUCUGAAGCUUUGCUUCAAACAUAUUCUUAGCAUUGUUUUGGUGACUAACACACCCUGCAAACAUAGGAAACACAUUUGUUAUUAGUGCUGUCACUGUUUACAUGUAAAAAUUGAAUAUGCAGAAAAUUCUCGUGCUGAGUUUUGCAUAAUAAGCAGUUCGUUCCACUGUGUGAAACAGUACCUGCUACCUAACAAGAUUAAUCAAAGAGCUUAAGCUGAAAAAAAUUAGGAUGUAGAUUUUAAAUUUAACAUCACCUUCAUGGAAAGAACCCAAUAGGAGCAUGGUUCAGUGCCAUGGUUACUGAUCCAUCUUUUGAAAAAGAGACCUUUUGUUUAGUGUGCCUUCAAACCACUACUACAACAAUUUUGAUGAAACAACCUUAAUAACUGCAAUACCAAAUUGAUUUAUGUGGUCAGUAUGAACUUUAAAUUAAAAAAAAUGUUGUCAUUUAUGAAAUUAUUCAAAUGGUUAGACUUGAUAUGUUUUUAGUUACGUUUUUGACAAUGCUCCACUGACUUGAACCCCAUGAAUGGGACAAACAACUUCUCACAUCUACACAUUUAGUGUGUGUGGUGACUCACUUUUCCUCAUUGUCCUGCAGCACUAUGUUCUUACUGACUUCUCCUGAAAAAAACUAUUUUUAGUGAACACUGAAUAAAAUCACAAGUACAAGUCUCAUUAGGAUUGUUUCUGCUUCUGGGGCCAUGACCCCAGUCAUAUAAUGAAACCCCAAGUGUAAUCUUAAGAUCAUUUUAAAAACCAUUUGUUAGAAGGCAAACUGGAGAAAAUAGUAAACACUUAGAAAACACGGCCAGAAGUAACUGUCCAAAUAUUGGCACAUAUGCAGUCUGUCUAUUACGGCUGCAUGAUAUUAGAAGAUCAUCUACUGAGAACAUUGUUUUUAAAUAUUAUGAUAAUGAUGAUACUAGUCGCAAUACAUUUGAAUUUUGUCCACUCCUGCCUUUCCCUGAUCUAAAUCCCAUAGUGAAUCUGCAGAAUAUUGUCAAGAGGAAGAUAAAAAUAAAAUUAAAAAAAAACAUGCGACAAUGCAGAUAAGCUGAAAGCCACUAUUAAGCAAUCUGCAGUGGGAGUUCUUGCCACAGGAGGCUAAGUCUUAUAUUGGGUGAAUAUAAUGUAGAGUACCAGGACAUAUUUUUCUCUAGGCAGACAUUUCUGUUUUGAAACCCAUCUUCUUUGUAUCUUUUGUAAUACAAACUUUUAAAAACCUGAUUUUUGGUUUUUGUAAAUUAUAAUCAAAAUAAUAACGAAAGUAACAGAAAUAGAUCUGUUAAAUCAGGUGUGUUCAUCCAUCCAUUACUCUGUGUAUCUACAUGAAUUACUAAAGUAAGCUUCCAACGUACAAUCACAAUAAUGUUUUAGAUUCUAUUUGUGUUUUAGUUUCUAUAUGCUUUAAAAAAUAACUAAAUAAAUAUGAGGAAGUGAACACAUAGCCUAAACUAAAAGCAGGCAGUCUCUGUAUCUCAGGUCAGAGCAAAAAACAGGCAAGACACUAUUGAAGAUUUUUAAAAGGACAUUUUCUUCAUCAACUUACAUAGAAGGCUACUUACUUAUUCUCAUUACAAAAGUACAGGAACAUACGCUUUAAGGCCCCUGAUUUAUGUGACAACAUGACCAUUUCUUUCUGAGAUAUCUUUCUCUUUCAUGUUGAAUAAAUAUCAGGGAUUUAAAUUAAAUAUUUUAGUUUCAAGAAAAGGGAGAGAGACAAACCAACAACUAAGUUCUUCUCUUGGCAAGGGAUAUUGGUAUUGCUACCACCACCUACACUGGACGGUUCCAUACUAGCAAAACAUUCAAAGCGGCCUAUGAUGUGCUCUUUCAUUUAAUCUGGGAUUUAUUUGUGGUUGGCUAAGCAUCAAUAUGUAUUCAUAUUUAUACAUAUCCACACAGUGUAUAUUGAUGAGCACCACAGGUUUUAUCUUUUCCAGUGGAAUCCAAAUGUGACCAAGAUACAGCGUUCCUGUGUCCAGGAAGCAAUAAAUAGUUUAUAUUUCCCAGGAAGAAGGAAAUCUUCCACCUCCAGGAAGAGAAAAAUAGGCAAGUGGUUUUAAAUUAAGCCUGUUUAAAUGGUGUUCUUAGUGACAUUUGCACUAAGCAUAUAAUACAAACUGACAAGACUUUAGGUAACAGUAUUAGGUGUCAAAUUUAUGUUAUUGGAGCUGAGAAUGUGAGAUCUCAUAGUUUGGGUCAUUUAUGUUUUCUACAUAAAUGCAGUUUUAAAGCCUUGUUCAAAUCAGUUCUCCAUUUUCAGAAUCUUUUAGGAUCAACCCAGGCACCAAGACUAUACUUCAGAAGAUAAAUAUAUUUAGCAUUAAAAGUUAGUCAUGCUAGUACUCUUGUGCUAAUUAUGUUUUCUUAUUAAAAUGUAAUACUGCUAACAUGCCAACUAAGCAAAGUAAGCCAGUCUGACCUAAUAAAUGAAGAAGUAAUUAUUUCUAUCAUUAAUUUUUUGCUCUUUGUUUUCACACGUCUUAGAAAAUACUCCAAGAUGCAAUUUUCUCGUGUUUGUCUAUCUCUUUGCUGGCCACUCAAUGUCUGAAUUGUCACAACAGCUGAACAGAUGGUCACUUGUCCUGAUCCUGGUUCUGUUGGAGGUUUCUUCUUCUUAAAAUUGAGUUGAUUCUCUCCACUAUCCCUUAGUGCUUGCUCCGGAUUAGUUAGACCAUGGAAGUAAAAUUUCAUUGCAAUCUGAUGGAUUUGACAUUUAAUGAUCCACUGAAUCUGGCUGUAGUAAUGUGAAUCCACUGCCUUGCACUGUACAUAACAGGAUUUAAAUUGGGCCUAUAAUUUGCUUUGACAUGACGCAUCUUAACUAGAGCAAUAUAAAUUAAUUUAAUUGGGAAAAGACAAGCAAAUGUGCUGGAGGGUUAACACUUUUAUUGCAAGAUUAAAUAUCAAGAUAAAUACUUUCAGUUAAAUUUUAAGGUCUUGCUUAAAAAAACAAUUUGCUUGUCUGCACUAGUAAAAUACUGGCAUUAGUUUUAUUGCGUUUCAUUUUCACACAGUCAUGUUUUGAAGUUGAUGAACCCCUGGUAGAAUACAGGUGACAGGCAAGACACUGAUGAAGUGGAGUUUAAUCAAGCAAAAAAAACCGAAUAAAAUAAAUAAAUAAUUCCAGAGUUACAAAUAAAACUGUUUAGAACAGGUGAGUCUAAUUAAAUGUGCUGCAGGUUUGUGGGGGGUCAACGCUAGAGAAGCUGAAGGAUGAUGGCCAAACAAUACACAGUAAAAACAAAUGAAAGAAUAAACAUAACCAAGAAGAACACAAAACUCAAAACCAGAAUGACUAAACUCAGUCCAUAGCAGUUAUUUCUGUUUUUGUGCCAGAUUGUUUUCUUGGAACAAGAAAAGGUUUUGCUUUUUCACGAUUUUUAUUAAAUAUUCAUAAAUAAACCAAUGAACAUUUGUGCAAUAAAAUCUAGCAUUUUUGGAAGAAUUUAGCUUUCCCAAUACUGCAUCAAGUGAAUGACAUUGAAACUCAUGCUUUGACAUCAUCUGAAUUUGCCUUCAAGUCAGUGUGGUGCCACAAAGUCCAUCAGAUGAAAUGUACUCCCCUGUGUUACCACAGGCCAUGUCAUGAACACAGUGCCAACGGUGUCAGUGGGAGUCAGUGGGAUCUGCAUGUUCUGAAACACUUCACUCUGCCAAAUUGUAAUCAUCUGGUGUUGUGGGAGUAGUUUAUAGCUGCCAGGAAUUUAUUCAUUAUUUUAAAUUCUAGUAUUAUCUUAUUCAGGGACAUAAGAGACAAACAAACACACUCAUUCCUAUCUAAAAUUGGCAAUUAACCUACACUGCAUGUUUUUGCAGGUAAGCUGAGCACACACAAAAAUUAUAAAUAUUUAAGUUUAUAUACGUGUUUUUUCUCCAUAUGAAAUAUCACAAGCAAAAUAUUGAUAUAAUACAGAAGAAAAAUGAUCUGGCAGAUCAGUUAGCCAUCUUCCUUAUUUAUAUUUUCAUUUUAAGAGUAGUCCUAGAAUCUCACUCUGUCACAAUAACACUCUGUAUGUGUUACUUCGUUUUAUCCAUUAGCCUUCUCUGUGUUCUUCUUUCUUCCUUUUUGGCAGCCCAUACUUUAAAUCUUCUGUUCAAAACAUAAAGCUAUGAAAAUAUUUCCCCCUUUACAGCUUUCUUAUGGUUAUGUUUUUUGUUAUAACUAAAUGUUUCAGAUAAUCAAACUGAUCUUGGUGUCAGACAAAUUUAACUCGGGUAAAUGCAAGCAACCGAUCCCCAAAAUUCAAAUUUUUCUUAUUAAGGAGAUAUAAAGCUAUACUUUGUAUAUAAAAAAGUACAUAUGGAUGAUGCAGCAGGUCAAUGAUUAUAAGCAUUUGCAUCUUACUGGCUUCCAAAAAUCCACAUGGAGGUAAAGUAAUUGAGGAGUGGCCUAUUCAAAGUUUUGACACUAAUCCAAACAAUCUAAAUUUCAUGUUUAAAGUGCAACUUUAAACAUGCAAUUUAUGAUCAAAUGUAGCUUUCAUUUAAACAAUAAUGUACAGAAAAGGAUUAAAACAUAUAUGUAAAAGACUUCUUGCAGGAUUGCGGGGAGCUAGCAUCCAUCCCCAGCAAACACAGGGUGAAGGUCAUGGUACACGCCAGGCAGGAUGAAAAUGGCAAAGCAGAACUAAUCUGUACGAAGGCAAAUAACAGUGCUAUAUUCAUAGCAUACAAUGUCUGUACACAAUUUUACAUUAGCUUUUUUUUAAUGAAUCACACCUGUUUUAUCACUUUACACUUUUUACUCCUCUAUCAAUGUUAUUGUUAUUUUCUUUGGAUUCAUUCGUUAAUAAAGUGAAUCAUGUCAUGCUUCCUUCAUCUUUUCUGCCCACAAGCUUCUGAUGGGAGCCAACAUUCCUCACGGAGAAAGAAACUUCUCCUGGAAGAUGUUGUCAGGACGACUGUGUUUCUAUUGGUGGCUAUGGAAGUACCAUGGCAACCAUAGACCUCAGUCCUCUUAGGUUCAUUAAGUGUUGGAGUCGGUGGCAUCAAGCAGCUGGUGAAGAACUCCAGGUAACAAACAUUUUAACUACAAAGUGUUUGGAAAAGUUUAAACCUGAAACAUCACACACUUUGCUGAGGUUUAGCUCAUCUGCACUGACUCAUUCAGGGUCUCUUUGUCCACCAAAUCAAUACAACCAUUCAACCAUUCUCUAAAUUUGUCUUUUUUCCUCAGGUGCCAGCGUUUCUUAAAAAAGGAAUGUGGAGGAUUAGACCACAAAAUGGAGAAAUCCUGAUCCCUCAAUUUAAUUCGAUCAUUCUUUCUAAAGCACCUGAUUAAAUAAAGAACACAUGCAAGCAAGCAUUGAGGGACAGCAUUGUUUGGGAUUAUGUUAACACAAAUAAGCCUAAAAGGCUUUGACGUUUUAUCUCUCCGGACAAAAGUCACAUGUUGGAGAUGAAGCUGCUGACGUUUUUUUUUCUGUUCAUUUCCAAAUCAAGUGUCCUAUUUUAAAUUUGUGGCUUUUUAUUAUGUGGGUGGGCUAAACAAAACGUGUGUGUCAGGGGGAUUUAUAAAAGGUCUGAAGGGUCGAAUCAGAUCUCAGUUGGAGAGUUUUAGCAUUAGAGGAGCUGUUUUCACUCAGAGAGAAGAAAUAAGAUGCAGAUCUCGCCUGUGCAGUUGUUUGCUGUGAUGGUUCUUGUCAUCUUUACCUCCGGCCACUGUCAACAGAAUGACAAUCGCCGAGCGGUGACUGAACACCAGCUGAUGCACGAUCGUGGUCGAAACAUCCAGAGUCUGAAAAGGCUCAUCUGGCUUUCCAGCGCUAUGGAGGGUCUUCACACGGCACAGACCCGCUCAGCUGCUGCUGCUACUGCUUUCACCCCUUCAAAGCUCCUGAGCUCCCCUCUGAAUCCAGUUCUGAUCCCAGCUGGAGAGAGCCCCCAAUCUCCUCAGGUCCAGAACAUGCUGAGAGACUUCUUUUAUCCCCAUUUGAAUCAUCUCUUGGAUGAAGAGCCCUAACACCAUGCAAAUGCACAUGAAACAUAAAAUAAAAUGCACAGAAAGA
Messenger RNA from Xiphophorus maculatus (southern platyfish), 8434 nucleotides. RefSeq lists its product as uncharacterized. NCBI's taxonomy places the organism in Eukaryota, Metazoa, Chordata, Actinopteri, Cyprinodontiformes, Poeciliidae. The record is from RefSeq and is a predicted model, not a curated record. The coding region runs from base 58 to 1476 and encodes 472 amino acids. The transcript has 5 exons.